ACUACCUAGGAAACUAACACCGUCUCACUUUACGAUUGGACAAAUGAGACAACGUGUGCUGUCCAGUUUGUAACACCCAAAAGCUAACCUUGUUAUCUAGCUAAAGUGGAGUAACUCAGCCACAUUUCGACAGUUUGGACCAUGAAUCAAGAAUGAUCAGAAAUGAGCCGUGCGUUCCCCGUUUAGUAUUUGUAUUGGAUAACUAAUUAAUUUACAUCCUGCGUUUCAAAACCAUCGGUCAAAACGAGAAGACGUCCACUGGCCGCGCAUCAAGAGCCUCUAUAUGUAUCCUCGGAUCCCUCACCCGUCCGGACGACCGUCCAGACACCAAUCGUACAACCCAUGGGGUCCGGGCUACCGACCCUACCAGAUGCCUCCAGGAACGUAUCAAAAUUUCGAUCAGGUUUCCCGCGGUAACAGCCCACACUUUGCCAGCCACCCAGCGGGCAUGAAGAGGAGUCAUAAUCAGGCUUGGCAUCCCCAACCACCGGUCUCGGACCUCCCCGGUCUCUACACAUCUGUUCCUGUUAAUGCACGGAAGAGACAACAUGAAAGCCCCGUCCCAAAUGGCUCUAAACGCCAGCGCGUCGACUCCCCUUCCCCCCAGCAGAGUGGUGGGCGGCCCAUUGCUGUCCCAUACUUUCACAACCAAGCUGUUCCCGGAACCUCAAACGCUGCCUCGCUUGGCUCAAGUCAGAAUACCCAUUCUCAAGUGCCCGCAACCUCAGGAAGUGCCAGUACACUGCAAGACUAUGCCAAGGACAAGCUAAGCAAACAAAUGGUGGAGCUGUUCGAGGAGUGCCAACAGCAGGCCUGCGACCUGACCCGGAAGGAGACGUGCCGAUCCCGUCUGCAGAGGGACAUCCAGAGUGUCUUCCCAGUGGCACGGCUCUACCUGACCGGUUCCUCCAUGAGCGGGCUGGGCUGUCGGAGCAGUGACGCCGACCUCUGUCUGGUGCUGCGGGGCUCGACGCAGGGAAGCCCUGAUCCUAUUCACAUACUCACCGUGCUACAAGCUUUUUUCAGGCCACUGGGAUAUCUAGAGAAGAUUCAGCUGAUCCGCGCCAAAGUCCCCAUCCUCCGCUUCCGAGAGAAGGGCAGUGGCUUGGAGUUUGAUCUGAAUGUCAACAACACGGUGGGAAUCAGAAACACGUUCCUCCUGAGAAGCUACGCAUACGCGGAUCUCCGGGUCAAGCCCAUCAUCCUGGCGGUGAAGAAGUGGGCGCGGCACCACCAGAUCAACGACGCCAGCAAGGGGACGCUGAGUAGCUACACGCUGGUGCUGAUGGUGCUGCACUACCUCCAGACGCUUGGUGAACCUGUUCUCCCUUCGCUUCAAAAGGACUACCCGGAGUGCUUCAAUCCAUCCAUGGAGAUCGACAUGAUCCCAGAAGGGCCCCGCCACAUCCCCCCCUACAAGUCUCAGAACAAGUCCUCUCUAGGGGACCUGCUCCAAGGCUUCCUCAAGUACUACUCCUCCACGUUCAGGUGGGAUACCCAGGUGAUCUCAGUGCGAGAGGGCAAGGCUCUGCCCAAGAACAAGAGUUUAGAGUGGAGAAACAAGUACAUCUGUGUGGAGGAACCGUUUGAAAGGAACAACGUGGCCAGGGCAGUCCACGAGCAGAUGAAGUUCAACACCAUUAAAUCCAAGUUUGCCGCGUCGAGCCAGAUCUUGGCGCAGAGCAAGGACCUGAACGCCCUCCUCCCAGUCAGGGCCACCAUCAGCAAAGAGGCAUCCAGGAAAUAAAAGGUCUUUAUUAAAGAGAUAAAUAAAGCUAAAACAAAGCUACCUCUUCCUGCCGCUCAGACAUUCACACCUUCACUGGGAUCUUGCGGACCGUCCCUGCUUGGAGACAGACGCUGCCUGCGGUUCAGUCCAUUGUGGGCAGCUAGUGGAGGUCAGUGGACGCAAGCUUGAAUCCAAGCCUCUUGGGAGAUGCUGGACAGUGAGACCAAUGUCUGAUCCCCGAUUUGGGGAUUUGAUCAUUUCCACGUGACUGGAGCCUUAAAGUACAUUUGUUCUGGACCUUGCCAUGGAGCUGCCUCGGUGGGUUACCUGGUGUGUUCGUGCCCUUCUAACGUUUCCAGUGUUUGCCCUGCUUAUGACAACACCAGGCCUAAUUGAUGGUUGUGUUGACAGUCAUCGUACUUUUAAUUUUUUCUGAGCAUUUGUUCUAAAGGUCAAUUGUUCUCUUUUCAACGUAUUUAGAAAGACUUUAAAUUGUGGUUUCUUGAGUGUUAAAUUAUUUGUUCCGACUUUAUUUUUGGAGUUGCUUUCAUCUUGCAUUAUCCCCUUCAUAUCAGUUCAAAAGGUGUUCACAUUUCUUGGCUCAUAUUGAUUACAAAUGUAAAGAGAAUGUACUUUAUGAUUUGUGGUCCUUUGAUGCCCCAACGUUGGACCGAUUGGAUGUUGUGAACUCCCAUACCGGCAGUUGAACCUGGGUUAUUUCUGAUUUACUUGGCUCCACCUGCACGUAUGUAUAUUAUGUUAUUAUUUUACAAGAAAGCACAAUUUUCAUUUACCUGGGAACAAUAUCUUUACUGUUGUAGAGGAGAGCAAGAAUUAUAUAGAUGUGUGAUUCACAAUUUGGCCAAAUUAUUUUUAUAUUUCUCUCCCUUUUCUACAGUUUGAACCAGAAAUGGUCUUACAUUUAUAAUACAGGAAUCAAUUGUU
Messenger RNA from Gadus macrocephalus (Pacific cod), 2674 nucleotides. RefSeq names its product terminal nucleotidyltransferase 2 (gene tent2). The coding region runs from base 284 to 1747 and encodes 487 amino acids. Gene Ontology annotation, cellular component: cytosol. The transcript has 14 exons. Gene Ontology annotation, molecular function: poly(A) RNA polymerase activity. NCBI's taxonomy places the organism in Eukaryota, Metazoa, Chordata, Actinopteri, Gadiformes, Gadidae. The record is from RefSeq and is a predicted model, not a curated record.